Messenger RNA from Hibiscus syriacus, 519 nucleotides. Its product is annotated as serine/threonine-protein kinase STY13-like. Bases 1 to 519 code for a protein of 172 amino acids. Gene Ontology annotation, cellular component: plasma membrane. Gene Ontology annotation, molecular function: protein kinase activity; ATP binding. Gene Ontology annotation, biological process: protein phosphorylation. The record is from RefSeq and is a predicted model, not a curated record. The transcript is spliced from 3 exons. NCBI's taxonomy places the organism in Eukaryota, Viridiplantae, Streptophyta, Magnoliopsida, Malvales, Malvaceae.
AUGAAAGAGGAAGGCAGCGUCGGGGUCGGCAGAGGUAGCAGUGGCGGGGGCGAACUGCUAAGGUCGAGCAACACCAUGAGAAGACAAGAGUGGGAAAUUGAUCCUUCUAAGCUUGUCAUCAAAGGUGUCAUUGCUCGCGGUACGUUCGGUACCGUUCACCGCGGUAUUUAUGAUGGCCAAGAUGUUGCUGUUCUUAGGGCGACGAUGGGAUCAUCAGAGCUGAACUUACAAACGGAACAUGGUCAUAUAGGCAUGCCAAGUAAUGUUUGUUGCGUUGUUGUUGAAUAUUGUCCCGGUGGUGCACUAAAAUCUUACCUGAUCAAGAAUAGGAGGAGGAAGCUUGCCUUUAAAGUAGUUGUUCAAAUCACUCUUGAUCUUGCACGAGGGUUGAGUUAUCUUCACUCUAAGAAGAUCCAUAGAGAUGUCAAAACCGAAAACAUGCUUCUGGACAAGUCGCGCACUGUUAAAAUUGCUGAUUUCGGGUCGCUCGACUUGAGGCAUCUAACCCUAAUGACAUGA